Gastrolobium bilobum is the source of this 1955-nucleotide messenger RNA. RefSeq lists its product as uncharacterized. Gene Ontology annotation, molecular function: protein serine/threonine kinase activity; ATP binding. Gene Ontology annotation, cellular component: cytoplasm; nucleus. The record is from RefSeq and is a predicted model, not a curated record. The transcript is spliced from 15 exons. The coding region runs from base 163 to 1431 and encodes 422 amino acids. Gene Ontology annotation, biological process: peptidyl-serine phosphorylation; signal transduction; endocytosis. Lineage: Eukaryota; Viridiplantae; Streptophyta; Magnoliopsida; Fabales; Fabaceae.
CUGUCUGUUCAUCUUCACCGAAUCCAUUUUCUGUUCCGCACAUCACAGGUUAAAACAUCGGAAUCAACCACUUAACUCACCAUCAGAAUUGUCAUAGCCAAAGCCAAAGUUUUCUUCUUCUUCUUUUUCUCAGCAUCCGUGAAAGCUCACCAAUCGAUAAACAUGGAGAGGAUCGUUGGCGGAAAGUACAAGAUUGGUCGGAAAAUCGGUAGCGGCUCAUUCGGUGAAAUUUAUAUUGCCUCAAAUAUCGACACCUCUGAGAUUGUCGCCGUUAAGAUGGAAAACAAGAAGACCAAACAUCCACAAUUAUUGUACGAGGCCAAGUUAUACAAUAUUUUUCAAGGAGAAAGUGGUAUUCCAAGUAUGAAAUGGUGUGGUACUGAUGGAGAUGAUAAUGUUCUAGCUAUGGAUCUUCUAGGAAGAAGUCUCGAGGACCUUUUUGUCUAUUGUGGCAGGAAGUGUUCAUUAAAAACAGUUUUGAUGUUGGCCGAUCAGAUGCUUACAAGAAUAGAGUACUUGCAUUCCAAGGGAUUUUUGCAUAGGGACAUCAAACCAGAUAACUUCCUUAUGGGUCUUGGGAGGAAAGCAAGUCAGGUUUACAUUAUUGAUUUUGGACUUGCAAAAAGAUAUAGGGACCCUAACACAAACAAGCAUAUUCCUUACAGAGAAAAUAAAAACUUAACAGGGACUGCGCGUUAUGCAAGUUGCAAUACUCACAAAGGAAUUGAGCAAAGUCGUCGCGAUGAUUUGGAGUCUCUUGGAUAUGUUCUUAUGUACUUUUUAAAAGGAAGCCUUCCUUGGCAGGGCCUGAAAGCUGUCAGCAAAAAAGAAAAAUAUGAUAAGAUUUGUGAGAAGAAGUUAUCAACUCCCAUUGAGAUGCUUUGCAAGUCAUUUCCCGUGGAGUUCGCUUCUUACUUUCAUUAUUGCCACUCUUUGACAUUUGAUCAACACCCAGAUUAUGGAUACUUGAAGCGCCUGUUUCGUGAUUUGUUCACUCGUGAAGGAUAUGAUUCUGACAAUGUAUUUGACUGGACCGUCCUAAAAUAUCAGCAGAGGCAACAGACAGAGAGACAAAAUCAAUCAUCUCCUUCAGCUGCUGUGCCUAGCAGUCUAGAACCAGUGGUUGUGGAUAAGCAUAAAGGAGUCAAUGAUUCAGCUCAAAUUAGUGUAACAAAACUGUUAGCCAAUCUUGAUCCACCAAGUGCACGUGUGCAGCCUAAGCCAUCUAAUGUUCGGAAUCUGAAUGCCAAGAAUCAGACCGAGAAACAUAAUGUGAACAAUGGUCCAUCUACUUCAUCUGCAAUGCCCAGUUCCUCUACAGAAAAUGUCUCAAAACCUGCAACCUCAAACCUGGGUCGUGUAUUUGGGAGUAAUCCUCGUGCUUCAAGCAGCUGGAUUCCUUCACUACGCCGAAUUUCUUCAACCAAAUAGUAGGAUUUUGAUGAAGUCACUUGGAGGUUUUUUUUUUUUUUUUCACUGUUGCAUAUGUCAUGGCACUCACUUAACCGUAGGAACAGCAGACAGUUAUGACAAGCAAGAACCUAUGACAUAACAAACUUCCUGCACAUGACAUCAUUUUACCUAAUGUACUGGCGGGUACAUCAUGCUGAAAAGUGGUGGAUGGCCCAAUUUUAAGAGUAGGGAAAGUGGGGAAGUAACGAGGUUGAACAAUUUGGAAGAACAAGGUAUGCUGGUUGAUGUCCACACAGGUCUCAGGGUCAUCAUCUGUAGACCUUAAAAAUGUGAGAGGUAGUUGGGCGGGUUUACAUUUUCUCUACAAUUAUGAUGAGAAAAACAUGCAUGGUUGAGGGGAAGCCAUUUGUCCCAGUCAUCAAUUAAUCACCUUUUGUUUUUUCUUUCAAGAAUUUCAGUACACAAAUUUGGUCGUUUUUUCCUGUGUACAGUUAGGUUUGUUAGGAUAUGAAUACAAUCAAAUUGUACCCCUUCCCCAACAA